UGCUCCACAGACGCGUCUGUGAAGCGGAGGAACUUCCACCGACCGCCAGUUAUUUGCGCAAGCAUUUAACUCAGAUGAUGUCUCUUCUUUUUCUUAGUUUCUGAUUGUUUGCCAGUAUCCUUUAUAAGUUCCUUUAAGACUUUCUGUUCUGUGUGAACCGAUUUUAGCGGAUCAGCCCUCGCCUUCUUGCUUGGAUCGAAAGGAGCGGAGCCACGAGUACGGAACGCCGAGUAUUGUGGGAUCCUCUCUCGCCGUGUGCUCACCUCCUCCUGCUGGAGCUGGAGAGAUGCCUGGGGGAGGAUGUGCUCCAGCCGCAAGAUCCUCUGGAGCCUGCUCUUUCUCUCCUUGGUGGAAGUGGGCCUGGGUGUGGCGAGCAUCGUCCUGGGAGCGGUGGGCAUCAGCAGGGUGCGCGGGGACCACCCGCCACAGCAGGGCGACGCUUCUCCGGUGUGGAGUGGACUAUGUUUUCUACUCUGUGGGAUGUGUGGAGUGCUGUGUGCUCGGAAGAGGACAGGUCUUAUUAUGAUCCUUUUCUCAGCAUGCUGCAUCUGCGGCCUGAUUGCCGGAAUUCUCAACUUCCAGUUUGUUCGGGCGCUGAACAAACGGCCAAACUCAAUGCAAUCGAUCCACCUGGCCGCCAUGACCCUGGCCUGCCUGGGGAUCUCAACCUGUACCAUGUCCACAUGGCUUACCUGUCGACUGGCCAGCUCUGAGCAGCAGAGGAUGUUCAUGGAGAGGGAGCACUCACUGCACCAUUCACAUGAGAUGACAGAGAAGGAGGUCCUUGACAACUCUAGUAAUGGCAUUCCUCAGGUCUCCUACAAUGGACACACUUCAGCAUCACCUUAACAAUUUCACACACACCAAAUAAAAGAUGGUUAUUGAAAUAUUAUGUGUGAGACAGAAGGUUCACCUUGUGGCUCGCGCAACAUACCCCGUUGUCCUGUCCUGAAAGCACAAAGUGGACCAGGAAUCUCUCCCUGGAAAGGUGUACUGUUGUCAGAGGGAGAAGGGCAGCGUUAGGACAGCUUUUGUGGUUCUGAAUUAUUAUGUAAGCACAGGUUAAGAAAUCCUCACCUCGAACCAAAGAAAGGAUGAUGAACUGUUGUUUGGAUGACAGCUCAGGUAAACAUCCUUGUGACCUCUCCUGGUGUCGCUGAGCAGGAAGGGUGAAUUUUUACCUUGAAGCAAUGAGCACCAAGUUAGCAUGCAGCUGAUCUAUAUGUAACAAAGAGCUAUUGCUAUUUCAGUCUCACUGUCUUAAUUCAAUCUCUCUGUCUAGUAAUCAGCAUAAUGAAUGCAGUCUGAUAGCCAACAGUAAACUGUAUGUAUUGUCUGAUGAUGGAAUGCAUUGACAUGAUAACAAGGUGAUGAGCAACUGUACUGUGCUAUAUUACAAGGCUUGUAUAUCAGGUAUCUAUAAAUCGUUAUUUUUAUAAUGAUUCUUAUAAAGUUAAAUAAAAAUAAAAUAUGGUUAAUCUACAA
Molecule: messenger RNA, 1485 nt
Organism: Girardinichthys multiradiatus
Lineage: Eukaryota; Metazoa; Chordata; Actinopteri; Cyprinodontiformes; Goodeidae
Product: transmembrane protein 196
Exons: 5
Coding region: 301-849 (182 amino acids)
Source: RefSeq, a predicted model, not a curated record